AGAUGAGUAUAGAAAUCAAUGAUAUUGUACACAAAUUAGUGAUGGGAAUUCCAGAUCUUUUUAUAGAGCCAGUUAAUUUGGAUCAGCAACAGGAGCUGGCUUUCGGCUCCCAAACGGCUCUUCAUUUAUUACGACUUCAAAGAACAAGGACAAAGGACAAGGACAAAGAACCUUGUGCCACAGUGUGUUAGGGCAGUGGUUUUCAAAGUGGGGGCCGCCAGGGGCUGCCCGAGGGGCCUCAACAAUUAGGUGUGCCCAUCCCUCCCACUAGUAUGUUUUUUCUUUCUCACUCUCAGACAACCCACACACACAAUCAAUUCCUAAUGUAAUGUAGAUGUAACCCACAUUGAAUUAUCACCAAUAAAUAAUUCAUAAAAUGCAUAAAUAAGCUAAUCAGUUAAAACACAUACAUGUAAGAAACAAUUACGAAUGGUCAAAAACAGUUUGACAGUGAUUUAAUGGAAACAAAUAGAAGUAUGGCUGUAAGGAAUUGUGGUGACGCUUCCCCUUUAAGAGACUCAUUGGCCCAUUUUGAAGCAGCACUGAGCAGAGAGCGGAGAGGAGAAGCAGACAGACUAACAAGCUAAGAAGUUAAAACCUUUUGUGAAGAGUUGAUUUAGAAGCUCAAAAACAAUACUUACCUGCUUGGGCAUUUAUGAAGCUUAAAUACAAGAAAACCACAACGUUUUUGGUCAGGUUUUUUCGUUGUUGUUUUUGUUUUUGUACCUGUUUGAAAUUGGACUUUGGUCUGCCGCGUGUGGGGACUAAGCACACAUACACAGACACGGGAUACAAGAUGGCGAGCCAAACCCAUGGACAAACUUUCUAGAGACAACUCGGCUUCUUCGUGCCAGAGAGGAUCUGCUGUGUAUGAUGGGACGCCGGUAAACUCGCUGCCAGAGCGGUAGGAGUGUUGGGACUAAUUUUUUUCCUUGGAACUGAACUGAACUGAACUGAACUGAACUGAGCUGAACUGAACUGAACUGAACUGAGCUGAGCUGAGCUGAACUGAGCUGAACUGAACUUGAAGGCUUUUUGAUGCCAAUUUCCAGAGUGAUAUCGUUUGCCGUAUCCAAGGGGACAUCUGAUGCUCGGGCUUUGGAACUACGCACCUGCCACACACUGAGAGCCAAGUGCCACUCAACUGUAUCCUCUGCGUCACAUGCCUUCACUAGCAGAACGCUGCGGGUUACAAGAAUGACCGAACGCUAAAAUCACACGCACAGACAGUGGAAAUGCCGCGCCCAAAAACUGGCAUCGCUGCAAGUCUGGAUGAUGUUGGGAUCGAGAUAGAUGCCGAGUUAGACAGUGAUGAGGACAUCAACAGGAGACCAAGAAGUGCAAGAAGACCCAGACCUGCUGCUCGCAGAACGCAAGCAAAACCAGCAGACAGUGACGAUGAUGAGGAAGAUGAAGCCCCUCGCCAAAGAAGAGGAAGAAGGAAGAAAGAUGACAAUUCCGAGGAUAACCAGAGCGGGAGACCCCGUGGUCGGAGGAAAGCAGCCAACAGAAAGAAGACCAAUGCCAUGGCUCAGGACUCUGAUGUGAACAGUGAAGAGGACAAAUGGAGCAAGAAGAAAGGAAAAGGAGCGACCAAGAAAGAAAAAGAGGAAGAGAACAAUACAGAGAAUACUGGAAAAGGAGCAAGUAAAGAUGGGAAAGAAAAGGGAGAUGACAAAAAGAAAAAAGGAGAUGGUAGCGGCUCAUCUGCCGAGUCAGACGCCGAGUCCCUAUCAGAGGGCGAAAUGGCUCGGCUAAAAGAGGAGGUCGAAGAAAAGAAGAAACUUAUUGCCACACUCCGAAACAAACCAUGGAGGAUGAAAAAAAGACUGGGGAUUUUGAGAGAGGCACAAGGAUUCGUAGAGAAGUUUGAAGGUGCUUUGGGCAAAGGGAAAGGGCGGAAGCUCUACGCCUUCAAAGUCAUGAUGGCCAAGAAAUUGAUCAAGUUCAAUCGUGACUUUGACAACUUUAAGACAGCAUGCAUUCCAUGGGAGAGGAAAAUCAAAGAAGUAGAAAGUCACUUUGGGUCAUCUGUAGCCUCCUACUUCAUCUUCCUCAGGUGGAUGUAUGGUCUCAACCUCGUCCUCUUUGGCCUCAUGUUUGGGCUUGUUGUCAUUCCUGAGGUCCUGAUGGGUUUGCCGUAUGGCUCCAUCGCCAGGAAAACAGUCCCUAGAGAGGAGCAGCCCACCGCUAUGGACUUCUCAGUCCUUUUUGAAUUUGGAGGCUACUGCAAGUACUCUGUUCUCUUUUAUGGCUACUAUAAUAACCAGAAUACUAUUGGAUUACUUAAAUUCCGUCUACCCUUGUCCUAUUUCCUAGUUGGAAUAGGAAUAUUCGGCUACAGCCUGUUGGUGGUGAUAAGGACGAUGGCAAGAAAUGCCAAGGAAGGAGGUGACGGAGCAGAGGAGAGUGACUUUAUCUUUUGCUGGAAACUGUUCACUAGUUGGGAUUACCUCAUCGGAAACCCAGAGACAGCGGACAACAAGUAUGCUUCCAUCACAACUAGCUUCAAGGAAUCUAUAGUGGAUGAGCAGGAGAAUUUGAAGGACGAAAACAUUCACUUGACGAGAUUUCUGCGUGUUCUUGCUAAUUUACUGAUCCUGUGCAGCCUGGGAGGGAGUGGAUAUCUUAUCUACUUUGUGGUGAAAAGAUCACAAGAUUUUGCUAAACUGGAACGCAAUCAGUUAUCCUGGUAUCAGAAAAAUGAGGUGGAGAUUGUAAUGUCUCUGUUGGGUUUGGUGUGUCCACCUUUGUUUGAGACCAUCGCUGAACUGGAGGAUUAUCAUCCUCGGAUCGCCCUGAAGUGGCAGCUGGGCCGCAUCUUUGCCCUGUUCCUGGGAAACCUCUAUACCUUCCUGUUUGCCCUUAUUGAUGAUGUCAAUGAGAAGCUGGAGAAGGAGAAACUGAUAAAGAAUGAAACCGACUGGGCUCUAAACCAGUACUAUGCUAACUACACACUGUAUCACAACGUGACAGAGAAUAUUCCCCCACCAGACAUCUCACCUGCUGAUGUUAUCAGGGGUCCUUGCUGGGAGACCGAAGUGGGAAUUGAGUUUGUAAAGCUAACGGUGUCAGAUAUUCAGGUGACGUAUCUGACCAUCCUAGUCGGAGACUUCAUGAGAGCUUUAACUGUGCGUUUCCUCAACUACUGCUGGUGCUGGGACCUUGAGGCUGGCUUUCCUUCAUAUGCAGAGUUCGAUAUCAGUGGAAAUGUACUUGGGCUCAUUUUCAACCAGGGAAUGAUCUGGAUGGGUGCAUUUUAUGCCCCAGGACUGGUGGGUAUAAACAUUCUGCGCCUGGUGACCUCCAUGUAUUUCCAGUGCUGGGCUGUAAUGAGCAGUAAUGUCCCUCAUGAGAGAGUGUUCAAAGCGUCACGCUCUAACAACUUCUACAUGGGCAUCCUGCUUGUCGUGCUCUUCCUCAGCCUCAUGCCUGUGGUCUACACCAUGAUGACCAUGUCUCCUUCAUUCGAUUGUGGACCCUUCAGUGGGAGAGAAAAGAUGUUCGAUGUGGUAAUUGAGACGAUCCAGAACCUUCCAGCAUUUAUGGCCAAUAUCUUCACCUACGCGUCCAACCCCGGACUCAUCAUAUCUGUCGUACUUCUCAUGGUGCUAGCUAUUUACUACCUGAAUACAGUCUCAAAGGCCUACCAGAAAGCCAACAUGGAUCUGAAGAGGAAGAUACAAAUGCAAAGAGAUGAGGAGAAGAACCGAAGGAACAAUAAAGACAGCACUAAUCAGGUGAUGAAAGACUUGGAGGAUCUUCUGCCCAACAAAUCCUCGAUACCACCAGCACCUGCUAAAGAGGAAGCAGAGAAUUCUGCCCGUCAACCCCCUGCUGGUAAAUCUCCGAAGAUCACUGAAAAAGCUGGAACAGCCACCAAUGGUAAAGGAGUAAAAAUGCAGAAGGACGUUUCAUUGGCUGCUGUGAAUCCCCGUGCACCUGUGACCCGCUCACCAGCCCGUGGAAGAGGACCUCCGCCAGUGUGAUAAGACACAGCACAUACUUUGAAAAGUGAUAUCAGCCAGUCAAGUCUUAUGUGUACAUGUCUUAUGUGUCUAAACAUGAGGACAAAUAUGGCUAGUAAAGCCCUGGUGGAGUUUAUUGAGUAGGAAGUUAAGUGAGGGGGAACAGGUGAGAGUGUCUCCUGGUGCAGAAUGAAGAAUAAAACUACUUAUUUCAGAUGUUCAGUCUUAUCCUCAAAGGGCCAGGUAUAGGGAGGUGGAAAGAAGGAGCCACAACUGAGCCUCAACCGAAGGCCAAGAUGAACUGAUUAAAUUAUUUCAAUUCAAUCUAAUUUGUAUAAAGUCUUUAACAAUAGACAUUAUUACACAGCAGCUUUACAUAUGUACAUUGAUAUAAACAGAUGCAGCCAAACUAGAGUGAAUAGAUUAAUAUACCACCUGUGGUAUGAUUUACUAAGUUAAAGUCUCUUCAAAACUGCAAUUGUAUACAUACAUUAAUACGACCAAGGGGCAUGUAUUAUAUUUGCGUAAGCCUGUUACUGCCAUUUAAAGAAAAAACAAAGCAAUUUAAGUAAUAACAAAAAGUUUCUUGAAGUCAUGACUUAUUUUUGCCACAUUAAAGUUGGUGUAUAUUGUUCACCCCUCUGAUGCCACCAGCAUUCCCACAGAGCUGAUGAAAACGUUUUAUACUUACCUUAUGAAUGGAACACACAGUCAUGUCCAUUCUUUUUGAGUUUUUCUUCAUAGUGUAUAUUUGAACAGAAACCUACAGCAGCACCGGCCCUUUACAGAUAAGGUUGGACACCCUUGCCUUGUUUUAUCUUUCACUGUUCCACUCACUAUAGUGAAAAUGGUGGUGUUGCAAAGUCAAGAAAUACCUCAGUGAUGGUGCAUACCUCAAUACAUAGUGUUAAUCAGCUUUUGGAUACUUCUUGUUGGUUUAUUUGUCUGUUUCAGCUCAGAGGCAAGUUUUAUUAACUUAAAAGUUCAUAAAUUGAUUCCACUUCAGUAAAACAGUGGAAGGGAGUCAGUACUGGUCUUUCACUCUAAACAUCUUUAUUAACAUUACAUCAUCUCUUCUUUUCCCAAGUCCGUAUAGGUUUGUUAGUUUAUUCAAAAUAAUGAAUUGAACUUUAGAGACGUCAGAGAGAUCUUUGAGUUUUGAUGGUAUUCCAACGAGCUUACCUGUCUCAAAGAACUGGCAACAGCACAGCAAUAUUCUUCAACCUUAUGUAACAGUAGGAAGAAAUAAAAUAACCAAAGUAGGCUAGGAGAUUUUUUCUGUUGUGAUCAUUUCAUCAGCCCUUCUGGUUGAGAAAUUUACAGUUUGGCAGUUUUAUCAUCAGAGGGUCCUGGAACCUAAACUGAGAUGACAUUUUUUAAAUUUUAAGGUAAACAUUUAUGUAAGUAUGAUUUAAAGUAGAUUUUAAAGUGUUCUAAAUGUACCCUUUCCUUCAAUCUCUACAUAUUCCCCCCCCCCUUUUUUUUUGCUCCUUCAUAUUUUUUUGUAAUAACCCUAAUUCUAACACCUCCAUUGCUUAAGAAUGAUAAAUUACUCAAAUUAAAAAAAAACAUAUAUAUAAAAAAAGCCUAAUUAAUAAAAAAUAACUUAUAAAACUAAAUCAGAAUGUAAAACAGUUCUAACCAUAGGUAAAUUGCAACACCAUAUACAGUAUGAAAACAUAAAGACAUACACACAUAAAGAGUUUUACACACUAAAAUGGAUCUUUAAUUGCUACUGGUUUUUUAAGUAUAAAGGAUUAAAGGUGCACUAUACCGUUUUUAAUACAAGGUGAAAGAUACUAAAAGUACAAGAUAUAGUAAAUAUCCUUGAGGUUACCACAAUAGUGACAAGGAAAGGUCAAGUUUAGGAGCCAUUUUAUGUUAGUGUACAGACUCCAAACCAAGUAGCAUCUAUUUAUAAUGCAUAAUCCAAAUUGUAUUUUCCAUGAUAUUCAAUAAUCUGGACAAAUUGGCAAUUCAUUAUAUAUUGCCUAAGGGUAGUUGAAAAAGCCCUUUGUUUCCUGUAUUUUUGAAACACAAUCAGUGAAUCAGAGCCUAUUCUGUCCAGGGGCAGGAACACACCCUGGAUGAUAUACGAGACAACUGCACAGCUGUUUAUUAUUGGAAAUUUUUAUACUUCAUUUUACAAAAUAAAAUGUUAUUUUGUCGCCAGAAUGUGUGUCCUAUAUUUGAACAUGCCUUUGGAUACAGGUCACUUUGGUAUGAAGAUUAAGGGCCAUAUUCAGAGUUGAGUAAGGAGUUAAUACUAAAAUUGCACACAUCAUUAUUCAGACCUCAGACACAACUGCAGACUUAGCUCAACCCAGACAGUUGCAUGGGAGCUGUGUGCUACUGAGUUAUUGGCCUGUCUCUGUUAUGUUGCAAUUAUUAUUUUAGACUUAAGCUAUUGUUUCUUCCUUGAUAUUGGCUCAAGUGAGGAGCAGUAUUAAGUCCAGUACUUCUGACAUGUACUGAAAUUCAUGGUUUGGGCUAUAAAACCUCUCAGAAAACUAUGGAAUGCAAUUCAAGGCCAAAAUGUAUUAUUUUAUUAAUAUGACAACUCAGAAGUGUGAUAAAAUAACCUACAUAAUAAUAAAAAAAAACUGCACAUACGUUAUUGUUAUUCAAUUCAGUUAAAUUUUAUUUGCAUGAGAAAAUCAACUUUGUAACCUGACUUAUCCCUGCGUAAACAAUGAUUCUGAAUUUUUGUCGCGGACUCUGGAUAUGGCCCUUAGUUAUUAAGUUCUGAUCUUAGUUUUAAAGUAUAAUGUACAACACCAAAUCUAAACAGCUACAAAUUGGUUUGUCUGCUUUUACAAUACUGUAUUCCUGAUCAAUACAUAUCAAGUGAGUUAAAUGUAUUGUUAUGGCAACUAAUGAAAUAAAUACAGUUCUUGGUACUUGACAGACUUUUAGACAUGUUUGUGUGUGCACCAGUAAUGAACUUGGAGAUGACUGACAGGUUGUUACAAUCGACUGGUUUAGAUUGCACAAGAUUAGAUGGGAUUAAGAUCGGGGAAGUAGAUAAUGAGAACUUUAUUAGGAACCAAUGGUGAAUAAUGAAUUAGUUUUGGUACUUGAGACACUUGAGCGCUAUUUGUAUAUGAAGGUUUAAUUUAUUAGGUUUAUUUAUUAUUAUUAUUAUUAUUAUUAUUAUU
Molecule: messenger RNA, 7126 nt
Organism: Ictalurus furcatus (blue catfish)
Lineage: Eukaryota; Metazoa; Chordata; Actinopteri; Siluriformes; Ictaluridae
Product: transmembrane channel-like protein 2-B
Exons: 21
Coding region: 1236-3989 (917 amino acids)
Biological process (GO): detection of mechanical stimulus involved in sensory perception of sound; vestibular reflex
Cellular component (GO): plasma membrane
Molecular function (GO): mechanosensitive monoatomic ion channel activity
Source: RefSeq, a predicted model, not a curated record